AUGAGUCUUGCUUCGGACAACAUCUUCAAAAUGCACUUCACCAACUUCGUCCUUAUGGCUGUCUCUGCCAUUUUCGUCGCUGCAACUCCUAUCGCCGAGCCUGGCGUUCCCGAAUUCUACAACGGCGAGAAGCUGGUCGCUCGUCAGAUCUGGUGCACCGCAUGCAAGAACGGCGGGCAAACCUGCUGCUCCGCCGUCCAGUGCGGUCAGUACAGCUGUUAA
Messenger RNA from Microdochium trichocladiopsis, 222 nucleotides. RefSeq lists its product as uncharacterized. NCBI's taxonomy places the organism in Eukaryota, Fungi, Ascomycota, Sordariomycetes, Xylariales, Microdochiaceae. The coding region runs from base 1 to 222 and encodes 73 amino acids. The record is from RefSeq and is a predicted model, not a curated record. The transcript has 2 exons.